This is a messenger RNA of Cololabis saira (Pacific saury), 1409 nucleotides long. RefSeq names its product tetraspanin-1-like. Bases 304 to 1038 code for a protein of 244 amino acids. The record is from RefSeq and is a predicted model, not a curated record. The transcript has 8 exons. NCBI's taxonomy places the organism in Eukaryota, Metazoa, Chordata, Actinopteri, Beloniformes, Belonidae. Gene Ontology annotation, cellular component: membrane.
UUUAAACUCAGCUGCUUUGGUCACACCCACCGCCCCUGGCCGGCACUUAUAUCAGCCCGGCAGACCUAAAAUAAGACCAAAUGACAUGCAAAUCCUCAGAGGCUGCUAUAAGGUGACAAAGCCACAGGAAGUGUGGUCAUUUACUGAAGUACAGAGUUAAAAUAUCCUCCUGUGUUCCUGUGACCUCACGGUGCCCUCCCACAGCAACAGCCUUCAUCACUGUUGUGAAGGCAGAGACUAACCCAGCCUCGGUGCACAUCGCCGGACCUCUCCCGUGACAGGUUGAACCAUCAGCUGUUAAAAAUGGGUUGCUUUGCGUUCCUCAAAGCCAUGAUGUUUGUGUUCAAUGGGAUCAUCUUUCUGGCAGGCAUCGCCAUCCUUGGUGUUGGGAUCUGGGUGAAGGUGGACAGCGGCUCCAUCCUCAGCUUCCUUGGGAAAAUUGAAAAUGCCCCACCCCAGCUGAGUCAGUUGCUCAACGUGGGCUACCUGCUGAUUGGUAUCGGUGCUGUGCUGGUCAUCAUCGGCUUUCUCGGCUGCUGUGGAGCCAUCAAGGAGAGCAAGUGCAUGCUGCUGCUGUUUUUUAUCAUAAUCUUGCUGGUGUUCAUCGCCGAGGUCGCCGGAGCGGUGGUGAUUUUGGUUUUCAGACCACUGGCUAACGACUUGAUUGCAAAGUUGAGGACGGCAGCUGUUCAGAGUAUCAAAAAGGACUAUGGGAAAAAUGAUGACCUCACGGGACUUUGGAACACUACAAUGGACACGUUAAAGUGCUGUGGAUUUGACAACUACACUGACUUUACGGACUCUCCCUAUCACACUGAGAACAGGUCCUACCCAGCUCAGUGCUGUCCUGACACGACCAAACUGUGCAAUCAAACCGCAGCUCAGAAUACUCCUGGUUGCUUUAUUAAGAUUAAACGUCUGGUUGACGAUAACACCAUUGUGAUAGUGGCAGUGGCCCUAGGGAUUGCAGCUUUGGAGAUUUGUGCCAUGACUGUCUCCAUGACCCUGUACUGCAGAAUAAAAUCCACAAGGGCCUAAUGAGAGACUGUAAAGGUCUGAGAUGCUCGUUGUAAUGAUGGAAACCUUUCCUCCUGCAGUGGCUCGUCAACAAAGACAGUUCAUGUCAAGGCUUGUGCAAUCAAAACUUCUGAAUCACAUAACACCCUUUUUUUUUACUGUAUUUAAAUAUAACAGAGUAAAAUUAUGAAUGUGAAUCCUCUAUUAGUGUACUUAAGAAGACUUAUUGACACACCAGUUAUGAUAAAUGUCAAGGAGGGCUUCUAACAUCAUCACGUGGUCAGUUAAUGAGAAAUUAGAUGUUGCAUUCACUCUGAUAAUGAAACAAACCUUAUAUUUCUGGUUCACUGCUUUCUACGUUUUUGAAAUGGUGGAGCUUGUAAAAUAGUGAC